Messenger RNA from Hyalella azteca, 954 nucleotides. RefSeq names its product hypoxanthine-guanine phosphoribosyltransferase. Lineage: Eukaryota; Metazoa; Arthropoda; Malacostraca; Amphipoda; Hyalellidae. The coding region runs from base 131 to 802 and encodes 223 amino acids. The transcript is spliced from 6 exons. Gene Ontology annotation, biological process: IMP salvage; guanine salvage; purine ribonucleoside salvage. Gene Ontology annotation, molecular function: hypoxanthine phosphoribosyltransferase activity; magnesium ion binding. The record is from RefSeq and is a predicted model, not a curated record.
CAGCAGAGCUCGACAGGCGGAGAGACACUCGGACAAGUUGCUCAGAAAGCCGCUUUGCGUCGUUGCGGGAGGUGGUAGUUGUAUAUUUUGUGCUCGAUAUUCAUCACUUAAACCGCUAUAUCAUUUCACAAUGGCGCCAGGAUCGUAUAUAAAGAUCGCUGACGAAUACAAAAGUUUCACCCUGGACCACUUCUGUGUCCCCAAGCAUUAUGAGGAAGACUUGGAAGAUAUUAUGAUUCCGUGGGGAUUGAUACAGGACAGGAUCGAGCGCCUAGCGAGAGACAUUUUUCAGUCGGUGAAGGAUCAACCGCUGACCGCAGUGUGCAUCCUGAAGGGCGGCUACCGCUUCUUCACCGACCUCCUUGACAAGCUCACUGCACUCAACCGAGCCCAUGGCCACGUCUCCGUACCCAUCACCAUCGACUUCAUCAGACUUAAGAGUUACGAAAACGAUGCAUCGUCAGGGGAGAUCCGUAUCGUAGGCGGUGACAGCUUAUCGAGCAUCGCGGGUCGCAACAUUCUGGUGGUGGAGGACAUCAUCGACACAGGCCGCACGAUGAUCAAACUCCUCGAGCUGCUGGCCGAGCACAAGCCUGCCUCUGUUAAGGUUGCCUCCCUGCUUGUCAAGAGAAGAGCUGGCCAAGGCGUUACAUUCAGGCCUGACUAUUGUGGAUUCGAAAUUCCAGACAAAUUCGUCGUUGGAUACGCGCUCGAUUACAAUGAAUACUUCAGGGAUCUCAACCAUAUCUGCGUCAUCAACAAUGCCGGCAAAGAGAAAUAUCGUCAAACAGCGACCAAGUAACCAUUUCCGGACAGUCGACCAUUGAUGUUUUCGCAAAUGCCAUACAUUCCUUUUAAUUUUAUGUUUUGUUAAGCACGCAGUGGAAGUUAUUGACAUAGGACAGCGUUUGUAGAGGGUCUAAGAUUAAAUGCAGGCAUUAAAUGAUACCAAGC